This is a messenger RNA of Penicillium argentinense, 219 nucleotides long. RefSeq lists its product as uncharacterized. Lineage: Eukaryota; Fungi; Ascomycota; Eurotiomycetes; Eurotiales; Aspergillaceae. Bases 11 to 157 code for a protein of 48 amino acids. The record is from RefSeq and is a predicted model, not a curated record. The transcript is spliced from 2 exons.
AGUGUAUUUUAUGUGUAAACGGCGGACCUGUGAAUUACUGUAUUCGCCCGACGCACUGCCCCUUUUUUAUUGGAGAUGCCGCUCGAUCCGAACCCCAGCUUGUUCUCGCUCCUCGGGCUGGAAUGGUAAUUGCACAGAAGCAGAACCACUGGAAUGAUCCAGCCCGCAGCGGUAUCGUGUGGCUUCAGUUCGAUACUCCUACUCCUUCCCCAAGGGAGU